CGAACCGCGCGACACCGGGCAUCAAGUAACUCCACGGUGUCGACCCGCCGCUCGCUUCGACGCACCACACCGGCCGGAGUGCAUAUCUGCCAGGAAAGAUCUACCUCUCGCCCGCCCGCCCCUCCCCCCUUUCCGAGGAACACCCAGAAAAAUGAACCUCCUAGCGUUCGGGCUUAUCCUGAUCUGUUGCCAUGCCUGGGCGAUUGAGACAGACGAUAAUUUUGUAGAGCCCUUCGCGCAGAAAAGAACAAAGUUAGAAGAAGCCCUCGAGAAGUUAAGGACCUUGCUGCGAAAUGGAGGGGAGGGAUUUCCGGUCCUCGAUCCGUUCAUCAAGGACAGGCUGCCUCUCAAACUUAACGAAUCUAUUCCUGCGGGUAACAUAGAGUUUGACGGGCUUUUCACGAAAAUCAAUGUGACUGGCAUAUCCAACUACACGAUCAACAGCGCUGACUUCAAAAUAUUUGGUUUGAAGCUCCACGCAAACCUGACUUGGCCGACAAUCACCGCGAAUCUUAAUUAUACCAUGAAUGGCAAGGUUCUCGACUUCGGAAUUUAUGGAACUGGAGGAAUGGAUGCAGCCUUGCAUGACUUAAACAUUCAGGUUGACAUGAGUUGCAAUUUGAAGAAUUCACAUGUUCAAGUUAAGCAAAUGUCAACGAAGAUUUCCUUGAGAGCAUUAAAUUUUCACGCAACGGGUCUCUACAAUGACGAAGGUAUAUCCGACAUAUUGAGCAAGACGAUCUCCGAAGUGAUGCCUAAACUGAUCAAAGAGAACCAAAAGGUAAUUGUGGACAAUAUUAAUCAAGUCGCCACAGAGAUGCUCAACGAUUACCUGAACACUAUAACGCUUAAGGAGCUGCUGAAAUUGUUAGGUCUAUAGGGUAAUAUUUUUUCGUCGUGUUCGAUGCCGCGCUAUCGUUCGAUCAGUCAUUUCUACAAUCGCAAUCGUUCUCACUCGAUUAAACGAUACGUACAAUACAAACGUAUGAUAAUACACUCGAAGAGCGUUGGUAACAAGUUUUACUCACGUCGAGGAUUAAAAAAUCCUUAACCCGCUUUUGCACUAAAUUUAUUUCUGUAUGAUAUGCCAAUAAAAUCAGUAUUAAAACCACAAAAAA
Messenger RNA from Wasmannia auropunctata (little fire ant), 1118 nucleotides. RefSeq lists its product as uncharacterized. The transcript has 6 exons. Lineage: Eukaryota; Metazoa; Arthropoda; Insecta; Hymenoptera; Formicidae. The record is from RefSeq and is a predicted model, not a curated record. Bases 152 to 880 code for a protein of 242 amino acids. Gene Ontology annotation, molecular function: lipid binding.